Elgaria multicarinata webbii is the source of this 825-nucleotide messenger RNA. RefSeq names its product hypoxanthine-guanine phosphoribosyltransferase-like. The coding region runs from base 1 to 825 and encodes 274 amino acids. The transcript has 10 exons. Gene Ontology annotation, cellular component: cytosol. Gene Ontology annotation, biological process: purine ribonucleoside salvage; IMP salvage; hypoxanthine metabolic process. Gene Ontology annotation, molecular function: magnesium ion binding; hypoxanthine phosphoribosyltransferase activity. NCBI's taxonomy places the organism in Eukaryota, Metazoa, Chordata, Lepidosauria, Squamata, Anguidae. The record is from RefSeq and is a predicted model, not a curated record.
AUGGAUUGGGUCGGGGGGCUGCGGAUCAAGGCAAAGCAGUUCACCGUGAUAUGUAGCACCGGACGCAGGUAUGGCCCUAACAUCUGUGAUUUCCUGGCAUUUUGCAGCUUGAGUGAAAGUAGCAAAGCCAAUAGCAUGUCAUUACCUCCAUCACGUCUCCAUUGUUUUAACCCAUUGUUUUCUUUUUCCCACUUACAGAUAAAAGAUGAGGACAAUGGCUACAAUAAGAAUUUAUUCUGUAUCCCUAAACAUUAUGAAGAUGAUCUAGACAGAGUCUUUAUACCUCAUGGCCUUAUCCUCGACAGGACAGAACGUUUGGCUAGAGACAUCAUGCAAGACAUGGGGAACCAUCACAUCUUUGCACUUUGUGUUCUUAAAGGAGGAUAUAAAUUCUUUGCGGAGUUGAUGGAUCAUAUCAAAGCCCUAAAUCGGAACACAGAUCAGUCAGUCCCUAUCACCGUGGAUUUUGUGAGACUAAAAAGCUACUGUAAUGAUUCGUCGACAGAAAAUGUUAGUAUCAUUGGAGAAGAGUUGCCUUCCUUUAAAGGAAAGAAUGUCUUGGUCGUAGAGGACAUUAUUGAUACAGGCAGAACAAUACAAACACUACUUUCCAAAAUAAAGGAGUACGAACCGCAGAUGAUUAAGGUAGUAAGCCUGCUUGUUAAAAGGACAACUAGAACUUCAGGAUAUCAGCCUGACUAUACAGGAUUUGAAAUUCCAGACAAAUUUGUGGUGGGAUAUGCUCUUGACUAUAAUGAGUACUUCAGGGACCUAAAUCAUAUCUGCAUUUUGAAUGAGAAAGCCAAGGAGAAAUAUAAAGUCUGA